Molecule: messenger RNA, 3354 nt
Organism: Neodiprion virginianus
Lineage: Eukaryota; Metazoa; Arthropoda; Insecta; Hymenoptera; Diprionidae
Gene: nAChRalpha1
Product: acetylcholine receptor subunit alpha-like 1
Biological process (GO): nervous system process; regulation of membrane potential; chemical synaptic transmission
Cellular component (GO): neuron projection; postsynaptic membrane; synapse
Molecular function (GO): transmembrane signaling receptor activity; acetylcholine-gated monoatomic cation-selective channel activity
Source: RefSeq, a predicted model, not a curated record
CGUGGAGGACAGUGCAGAAGGAGAGCGAGGACGACGAGGUUACAGGGGGAACAAAGUCGUAGGGAUGUGUGGUCAUUGGAGGAGAGGGCUGCGAACUGCUAAUAUUACCUUGGCGAGGAGCACGAAACCGUGCCCACCCCAAAGGACUCCGGGGGUUCGGUAGCUCACCACUGGCAAUUCCUCGACGCCCGCGGGCAAUGUGCCCACCCGUCGGGGACACACCGGGUGGACAAGGCGUACGAUGCAUAGAGAUGUUUGGUCGGCAGGCGGUCGGGAUGGCGGUGGUGAAAUCUGGGGGCGGUGGUGGACCAGGCUGGGGGGAUUGUUGGCGAGCGAUGGCGAUGUCGUGCCUCGUUCCGGCGAUCCCGGGUGCCGAGGCGAACCCGGAUGCCAAGCGACUCUACGAUGACCUCCUCUCUAACUACAACCGCCUUAUACGCCCCGUCGGCAACAAUAGCGACCGACUCACAGUCAAGAUGGGCCUCCGGCUCUCCCAACUGAUCGAUGUAAAUUUGAAGAAUCAGAUCAUGACUACGAACGUUUGGGUGGAGCAGGAGUGGAAUGACUACAAGCUGAAGUGGAAUCCGGACGAUUAUGGCGGGGUGGACACUCUUCACGUUCCGUCGGAGCACAUCUGGCUUCCCGACAUCGUUCUUUACAACAACGCCGACGGCAACUACGAGGUUACCAUCAUGACGAAGGCGAUUCUUCAUCACACCGGGAAGGUCGUUUGGAAGCCUCCGGCUAUCUACAAGUCCUUUUGCGAGAUAGACGUCGAGUACUUUCCGUUCGACGAGCAGACCUGCUUCAUGAAGUUCGGCUCCUGGACGUACGACGGUUACACGGUGGAUCUCCGUCAUCUUCAGCAGUCGGAAGACUCGAACGACAUCGACUUGGGGAUAGACCUGACGGACUAUUACAUCUCCGUCGAGUGGGACAUAAUAAAAGUGCCUGCGGUUAGAAACGAGAAGUUUUACAUAUGCUGCGAGGAGCCCUACCCGGACAUAAUGUUCUACAUAACACUGAGGCGAAAGACGCUGUUUUACACGGUGAACCUGAUAAUACCCUGCGUGGGUAUCUCGUUCCUGUCGGUGCUCGUGUUCUACCUGCCGAGUGACAGUGGUGAGAAGGUGUCGUUGUCGAUAUCGAUCCUCCUGUCGUUGACUGUGUUUUUCUUACUACUCGCGGAGAUAAUACCGCCGACGUCCCUAACCGUUCCCCUAUUAGGUAAAUACCUCUUGUUCACUAUGGUGCUAGUGACGUUCUCGGUCGUCGUGACCAUAGCUGUGUUGAACGUGAACUUCCGUUCGCCGGUUACGCACAGGAUGGCCAAGUGGGUGCGCGUUGUGUUUAUACAAGUGUUGCCUAAGUUUUUACUCAUCGAGAGGCCGAAGAAGGACGACCCGACGGAGGGCGACGACGACGGCAAACCCUCCGACGGCAUUCUCACGGACGUUUUUCACCUACCGGCCGAAAUGGAGAAGUACAUGCCGUACGGCGCGAAAAGGUACAGCGCCGACUACGACGUGCCCUCCGUCCCAACGACGAGGUUCGACGCGGCCCCCAUAGCCGUCGUCGCCACCAUGGGGCCGUGCUUCGACGAGCCUCAUCCCGCGCUGCCUUUACCCGGGGCCGACGACGACCUCUUCAGCCCGGCGAGUCCCGGCUGCGGCCACGACGACGUCAGUCCGACCUUCGAGAAGCCGAUGAUCCGAGAAAUCGAGAAGACCGUCGAGGACGCCAGAUUCAUUGCUCAACACGCCAAGAACAAGGACAAAUUCGAAAGCGUUGAAGAAGACUGGAAAUACGUCGCUAUGGUACUGGACAGAAUAUUCCUCUGGUUGUUCACCCUUGCCUGUGUCCUCGGUACCGCCCUGAUUAUACUCCAGGCGCCGAGCCUCUACGACACGACGAAACCCAUCGACAUAAAGUACAGUAAAAUAGCGAAGAAGAAGAUGAUGCUGAUGAACAUGGGUCCCGAAGAGGAUUAAACGUGAAAAAUCCGCGCUGUCAAAGCCAGCGAUGAUGUAUCCUGAAGAAUUCGGAGAGCGAUAAAUUUCCUCUCGGUUUUUUGUUCGCGCUGCGUAAUUCCGAACCGCGGAGAGCGGUUGUAUGCGGAGAAUAAUCGUCGUCGCGUCGACGCUCGUGUAACGAAGACGAACAACACCUGGACAACAAGAAAUCUGUCAGCUGUUUAAUUAUUGCGAAUGCAAAGUCUCUCGAGUAAAUUGCGUGGUCGCGUUUCGUACUUGCGUUGGUACUUGUUCGUUAAACGAUAUUCUCUCGGUCAUUAGCGCACACUCGCUUGAAUCCGUUCACACAUACCUGAAUUGAAAACGUGAUUAUAAACGCGUAAGAUUACAAGUGCCAAACUCUCGGAGGCGAGCGAAUAUUUUUGUAAAUCUGGUUAAAUUCGCGCAAAGAGAUCAGACCUGGCUUCAACGGGGCUUAUCUAUUUAAACUGCCGUUUUAUAGAAGAAUUAAAUCGCCUCGAGGCAACGUUAGAGCAGCAUCUGUAUCGAUUUCUGAAACGGCCUCUACUUCCACGAUACAUAUAUAAUACAUAUAUACCUUAAACGGCGUGAAAGGGGGAAGAGGCAAAAGAGGGAGGGCUAAAAGGUGGGAAAACGAAACAGUUUUGCCAAAAUUCGAUUUGCAACUACAAGGUCUGGCCUCGCCGCUGCCAAACGACUCGUCAACGUUCAACGCUCAAUUUUUUCAGUUCAAUGAGGGGAGAAUCGUGCCAAAUUAUUAGAAGGCCUUGAUUGUACCGACCUGACGCGGACGAAAAUGAUUCGCUAAAACGGUAUAUACAUGUACGGUAUACGUAAGAAACUAAAAUUGAAAAAUGAAAAACACGACUAAAUCAUUGAAAAAAAAUAAAUAAAACAAUAUAAAAUAACGAAAAUAAUGUAAAAAACACGGCACGAUCAACCGGAAGUGUACGGAACAUUCACGGAAAUUGCCUCAGCAUUGUCAUCUUCUUUAUCGUCAGAGGCGGAAAUCACUUCGAUCGGAAGGCUUUCGUAACAUCGGUCAACUACCCGAUACCAACGAAUGAAUUCCGUCGGGUAAAAUGAUGGAACCUUUUCAUUCGCCUCAGCCUCGGGUUAUGAAUUCGGACUAUUUUGUUACCAGUCCUUAAGGUCUUGCAACGUUGAUCACCGUGCAUUGAUCGAAUAUCCCAUAUAUUCGAUAAGUGAAAACGGAUUGAUUGAACGACGCUGCUUCAUUCUUGAAACAAAAUACCACGAGAUUGGAUCCAUGAAUUUCUGCGCAAAGUGUUUUUCGUCUCUGUAACAACAAUGAUAAUUAUAACGCUAGUAAUAUAGUUAUUAAAACUAAUACUAAUAA